AUGUCCAACGAGAUGGAAGUCGACCCUCCUGUCGCACACGACGAGUCCACCGAGCAAUCUGACCGCAGCUUCGAGCCGCGGACCCAAGGAAACGCGGUCGCCGUGCGCAGUAUCGAAGGAUGGAUCAUUCUUGUGUCUAAUAUCCACGAAGAGUCAUCAGAGGAAGAUGUCACUGACCUUUUCGCGGAAUACGGAGAGAUCAAAAACUUCAGUCUCAACCUUGAUCGACGGACAGGUUAUGUCAAGGGCUACGCAUUGAUUGAAUACUCAACUCUCCCCGAAGCGAGCGAAGCCAUUCAGAACCUCAACGGCGCCAAACUCCUCGAGCAGACCCUCCACGUUGACUACGCCUUCGUCCGCCCACCUCCAUCUGCCAAGGGCAAGAACGGCGGAGGGCCCAAGGGCCGAGCUGGCCGUAAUCGCAGCCGCAGUCCCAACCGGAGUCGCAGCCCCGAAGCUGGUGGUGACCGAGAAUAA
Messenger RNA from Penicillium brevicompactum, 477 nucleotides. RefSeq names its product RBM8 family RNA-binding protein. Gene Ontology annotation, cellular component: exon-exon junction complex; cytoplasm; nucleus. Gene Ontology annotation, biological process: RNA splicing. The record is from RefSeq and is a predicted model, not a curated record. The transcript has 2 exons. NCBI's taxonomy places the organism in Eukaryota, Fungi, Ascomycota, Eurotiomycetes, Eurotiales, Aspergillaceae. Gene Ontology annotation, molecular function: mRNA binding. The coding region runs from base 1 to 477 and encodes 158 amino acids.